AUGUUCUUUUCGUGGGUUCCUCGGGGCAGUUCUCGACAUUGGCGGACUUUCUCGUCUGAGGACAUCUACGGAAAAGGCGGGAAAGAAGGAAAAGGCGAAGGCUCCGCUGUUCAUGCCUUGCUUUUCGUCUGUCAAUCUCACAUAGAAGAGAAGGCUGAGAAGCCAGAGGAGAAGGAGAAGGAGCUCACGCCCGAAGAGAAAGAAAAGCUUCGCAAGGACAAGCUCAAGAAGGUCAUCAAGGAAGGUGGAAAGCGAGGAGUUGAGAUUGAGGGUGCAGCGGACAUGGGUGGGCUGCAGUUCUUCUGCACCGCUGUAGAUCUGCCCGAUGGAGACCUCGACCUCCUGAUGACUUCGAUGGAAGCCAUGAACGCCAAGAGCGAUCCUGGUGAGGAGGAGCGAAAGGGCGGAUCAGGUCACAUUGGUAAGAUGAUCUUCUCCGUUGGAGUGGAGCAGCUGGCUGUUUGUGCCUAUGUCCCGGAAGCGAAGAAGGCGGAGCUCAACUGCAAAGAGUGGCUGGAGACCGUCCUGAAAACCCAAGGGGGCGAGGUUGUGACCACAAGUGACACCAUCUGCACCGGAAAGGUUAACACGAAUGCUGACAAGGGCGUCUUCCCGUUGAAGAUUCGGGAGCCCAUGAUCCUGGAAGCGAACAACUUCCUCAGGAAGAAGGGCCUGUUCCCGGAUGCCGACGACGACGAUGAUGAUGAGUGCGUCCGGCCCACGGAGGAGCGCAGCAACCAAGCAGGCCAGGAACUUGGCUUCGGCUACUCUCGGCGCCCGGUUAGCGCGGCCGCGCAUGCUGCCGGAGAGGCUGAGGAAGCCACCCUUCCGCUUCUUGUUCGACGCCGCAGCAGAGGUCGCCCGGCAAACGAGCUUUGGCGCUGCAGAGCUCUUUGGGGGCGACCCGGGGCCAAAGCCGGUUGGAUAGCAGUGGUGGCAGGAGCAUUGCCGGAACAGGCAGAAGCUCUUUCACAAGUUUCUGCCGUGGAUGUGGUGUGCGGCGCCAACCCGGACAAGACGAACUUUGUCUUGCAAUGCCUAGCAGCAGCAGCUUUCCCGGAGGUAGCUGAGGCUGGCCCUCCAGAGGUACCUCCCGAGGAAGCCGCCUCUGGUCCUCCUCAAGUGCCUGCUGCUCCAGCCGAGAAGCCCGCGGAGGAGAACCCACCACCUCCCGUGCCCCAGGCGCCUCCUCCAGCCGAAGCAGGCCCUGUUUCAGAGGUUCGUGUUCAGCUACCUGGUGAAGUGCCGCUUGAGGCCACACCACUUUCUCCGGAAGAGGAGGCCGAACGACGGGAGAAGGCCCAGCAGGAAGCAAUGACUGCAAUGCGGGCAGCCGCCGAGCAGGCACCGGACGUUCUGGCGGCGAUUGCAGCUGCGGACAAGGCGGCAGCAGCGGCCAAAGCUGCCGAGGAAGAGCUGGUUCGGAUGAAGGCUCAGAAAGCGUCGUCAACGCCAGCAGAGGGGGGCGAGGCGUCACCUGUGCCUGACAUCGACUUUGACAGCGCCUUUCAUGAGCUCGGAAACCUGCAGCAGGAGUUCGAGCGCACGGCGAUUGCCUGGAACAGUAGAGACCCGCCACCGCCACCGGCGAUGGACUCCGACGAUUCGGGGUCAGAAGAAGAUCUGGUUCCCGCUCCGCCACCCGGUGUCGGCGAGGCCCAGGACGACGAUCAGGAGCACCGCUUCGCAUCCACGGCGAUGCUCUUCAAUGCCAAGGAGCGCGUUCACAAGGUGAACGAAGAGCUCACCCGUGCGCAAGAUUUGCUUGCCAGCAUCGAAGAUGCUUUAGAUCAGAAGGACGCAGAGAUCCAGCAGUGGAAGGACCUUGAGGAUCAGCGCCGAGACGCGGAAGUCGUGGCUGCCGAUGCAAAGGCCAGGGCGGAGGAAGCCGAAGCGGAGCAGUGUCGCCUUGAGAAAGCAGCAAGAAAGGCCAAAAGAAAAGCAGCCAAGCAAGCAGAGAAGGAGCGCAUGGCCCAGGAGGCCAAGGAGACAGCGCCAGAGGCACCCCAGGCGCCAGCGGUGCUCUAUCCGGUGAGCAAGACUUCUCAGCUGCAGGGGGCUCGACUCGUCAGCUGUGUCGGUGGAGAACCAGUUGAGGAUGACAAGUACGAGUGGGACGGAGAUGAAGCUAGCGGCAAGCCGGUUGAGGAGGAAGAAGAGGUGGUGCCUGCACCACCGCCGCCUAGGGCUGACGGAAUGGAUGCCUGCUUCAGUGAUGAUAUCUUGGGCCCUGCGGAAGCAUCCCUGGAACCAUCCGCCUGCGGAGCACCAGCCCACCUUGACGAGGGCCAGCUUUUCGAGCAGAUCAAAGUGGAGAUGUGCGACACCUUUGUCUCAUAUCUCUGUGCGUCUCUGCCGACGUCUUUGCUGAAGAAGUACUCCGCAAGCGAACUUGUUGGGUGCCUCCAGAUCUUGCUCCAGGAGCUCCGAAGUAUCCUCAGUGAGAAGGAGCUUGAGGAUCUUCUGGAAGAGGAACCCAGCAGUGUCGCAGAGGAGUUGCGGAAAGGCUCUCCGCUGGGUUGGCUGGCUUACCUGCAAAGCAUCAGCCCGCAGACGUUGUCUUCUCGCUUUGAUGUGUCAGAGUUGGUGGACACCCUGCAGGCCCUAUGCCAGACGGCUUUCGACCGCCUGGUGGAUGAGCUGGGGCCCAUGCAGAGGUGGGUGUCCGCGAACAGCCGCCUCUAUGUGGCCCCAAUACCGGCUCCACCACCAGCCCCUGCGGAUGCCGCUGCCGAGCGGCCCAUGACGGCAGCUGGUCAGGCUUCGGCUAGCAGGCCCUCGGCCCCGCAAGCUGAGACCUGGAGUGCCGAUCUGCAUGAUGCACCGCGGCAGGCACCUCCGCGUUCGCCCGUGCCUGCAUCCAACGACAUGCUGUCAACGGCGCCCGUUGGCAGGCCGCCUCCGAGCAGAUCUGGGCAAGCACCGGUCUUCAACGCAACCUUGGGCCCUGCCCCCUGGGAGAUGGCCAAUGGAGGGGCUGCACCUGCCACAGCGGCUCCGCGUAUGGCGACCGGUUCGCGUCUGGGUACUGGUGGUCGACCGGCCACGCAAGUGAGCGCGGCAAAAGCGCUGCUGUCCCGCUGA
Symbiodinium sp. CCMP2592 is the source of this 3084-nucleotide messenger RNA. The record is from the annotation of a GenBank genome assembly. Lineage: Eukaryota; Dinophyceae; Suessiales; Symbiodiniaceae.